AUGUCGGAGAUGCAACAGCUCAUCCAAGCGUUGCAAUCUCAAACCCAGCAGCUGCUGCAACAGCAGCAGGAGUCCCACGAGCAGAGGAUACAAGUGAUGCAGCAAGCACUGACUGCGCAGCAUCAGCAUUUCACGCAAGCGCUAGGCAAGUUGAGUUCCUCUGGUGAGCAAAGACUGGGUAGCCUUGUAGACGUUCGCGGUGUUGGGCAGCCUGAAAAGUUGACGGACAAAGUAGCUGAAAAAGAUUUCAGGGUUUGGAAGCUCAAGUACGUCAACUGGGUGCAAACCGCAUUCAAGUCGGCCGAAAAGUUGCUGACGGAUGUUCUUGACGACGAAACCUCAGUUGUAGAUGCUGCACGUUUUCAGAGUUUGACCAGCAAACAUCCGGAUGCUGAGCGGAUAUCUGCCCAUUUGAAUGCAACUCUUCUCUCCGUUUGUGAAGGUAAAGCUUUUGCUGUUGUAGAGAAGAGUUUCAAAGGGCCGAGUGCUGGUUUGGACGCGUUUCGUCGCUUGUGUCAUCGGUUUGAUCCCCAGUCAGAGGAGACAGAUCUUUCUUUGCUAACGCAGAUAGUGAACCUGGGUCCUUUCUCCAGCACUAACCCUACGGAGAUUCUUGCCGAGUUGGAGCGUAGGGAAGAAAUGAUGACCAAGCACGAAACACGCACGUUAGACACACUGUCUGAUGGCUUCAAGCACGUGAUGCUGUUGAAGAUGUUGGUAGAUCCCUUGAAGACACACAUGCAGUUGAACUUGAAAAGUUUCGACACGUAUGAAAAGGCACGUGCGGAGGUUGUGCACUUUCUUGAACUGCAAGCUCAGACCCAACUAGCGUCGCAGUCCUCGCAGUCGCUUUCUUCAUCCUCCACAGGGCCCGUGCCUAUGGACAUCGGUAGUCUCGCACAGCUUGGUGUCAAGUCUGUUGAGGAGUUGAGCUCUUUGCUUGCUUCCUUUUCCAAAGGAAAAGGAAAAGGUGCUCCGAACCCACAUGGCAAGACUCCUAGUGGCAAAGGGAAGUCUCAGAAGUUUACUGGUAACUGCAACUUCUGUCAUCGACAAGGCCACAAGGAGGCUGACUGUUGGGACAAGUACCCUGACAAAGCACCCAAAAGCAAAGGCAAGUCUAAGUCUAAAUCUAAGUCUGCGAAGGGCAAGGACAAGAGCUUGAACACGUUGGAUGAGUCCCCUCAGCAGCAAGAGCCGGUUGAAGCUGGCGGUUUUGAAGUAGACCUCGCGCACGUGGAUGGUGACCAUCAGUUUGUUGCUUCCCAGUCCUGGCACACUGUUCAGCAAGGUUGGUCGCGCGUGGAGCUCACUGUUGAUUCCGGAGCCGGGUCUACUGCAAUUCCGCCAUGCAUUGCGCCGAAAGAGCCUGUCCAAGUGAGUGAGACGAGCAAGCUUGGUGGCAUCUGUCACUUCGAGGAAGGGAACAGCUACAUCCAACCAAAGGGUUGUGGGAAGAUCUGGAUGGAAGAGACGAAGGGUCUUUACAAAGUUGGCGUGUGGCUGUCACCUUCCAGUGGUGUCUUGGGGCACGACACUGUAAGUCCUCAAGACGACGAGCACGGAGAUUCGGAGCAUGCUGAAGCGCAAGCUGCUACAACUCCCAAAUCUCCAGUUCUGCCCUCGGACUCGGAAGUCCGAGAGCAUUGUCUCACUCAUUUGCCUUUUCGUCCUUGGUGCCGCCAUUGCAUCCGGGGCAAAGCUCCAGCUUUGGCGCACAAAGAGCCUUCAAAUACGGAGUACACCAAGCCGUUGGUGGCCAUUGACUAUUGCUUUUUGAGCAGCAGCGAGGGAAACGCGAGCGAAAGUCCUGUGAUGGUUGUCAAAUCCAAGCCCGACCUGGCUGUCUUUGCGCGCUUAGUUCCCUCAAAAGGCUGUGUGCAUGAGUACAGUGUUCAAGCACUUGCUGACAUUUUCCGUGUGCUAGGCUAUCGCGAGUUUACACUCAAGACAGAUGGCGAGCCUUCCUUGGUGGCAUUAGCUCGUGCAGCAGUUGCCUUGCUUCCUGUUGAAGUCAAAGUUACCUUUGAGCACAGUCCCGUUGAAGAGAGCGAGGCCAACGGUUUUGUGGAGCGUGCCUGUAGAAGCGUGCAGGAACAAGCCCGCACAUUGCUGAGUAUGUUGCACGAACGUUUGCAGUGCGAGUUCCCGGCGAACCAUGCCAUUUUUCCUUGGUUAGUUCGGCAUGCGUCGUGGUUGUUGCAUCAUUUUCACAGAACGGCAUCUGGAAGGAGGGCAGCCAUCCGUAUGUCUGACGCCUUAAAGUUCGGUUUCACUCCACUUUGCGAUGGGUGUGAUAAGUUAAGGCGUGGCCUCUAUGGCAAGCAUAGUGAGGAGUGUAGGGCCAGGUUUGAAGCAGCAUGGAAAGCCAGCGGAGAUGAAGAACUGGUUUCCAAAGUCACUUCUGCAGACGGAAGACGUGACAAAUGGCUGGCCCGACAGGUGGAGAAGUAUGACGAGGAACAGAAAGCCGUGAAGCGAGCCAGAUUGGAGCAACAACCUGGUGAUGUGGCAGUGGCAGCUGAGUCAAGUGCAGCAGUGGACUCUGCUCAGGAGGCAAGGUCCCCAUCAUCCAAACGGCCUGCCGAGCAGCCGCCUGAAGCCAUGGAUGAGAGACGGACUGCAGAACCUGAGAGCUUGGGUCCGGAAGCUCAGACAGCGAUGACGGAUUCUUUCGAGAGCAUGCUGCAAGAGGCCAUCCUGAGUCAUCGGAGCGAAGUAUUCUCAAUGGAUGCUGCGGUUCAGGAGCCCAUUUGCGAUGAACCCAGUUUGUGUGAACAGAGUCAUAGCAAAGAUUGCUGGGACGAGUACUUCGAUGACGUCAGUGGCUUAGGACUCAACUCUCGCUUGGUAGAGAUUGCGAAAAAGGAGGAGCUGCGCAUAGCUGACGAGAUGGGCUUGUGGACGCCUGUUCUGAGGUCAGAACUGCCAAGUGGGACCAAAGUCAUACCUACAAGGUGGGUGCUGGUCAACAAAGGUGAUUCCAAAUCGCCCAGUUACCGCGCCAGGACUGUGGCGAAAGAAGUUAAGGGACACAAGCCAUCUGAGGUUGGUUUCUAUGCGUCGACGCCGCCAACAGAAAGCUUGCGAGCACUCAUUGCUGUAGCCUCUACUAACCCGGAGUAUGUCAUGGAUUUCGUUGAUAUUAGCCGUGCACAUUGGUGCGCAGACGCCACCAGGUAUGUUGUCGUAGAGCUGCCGCCCGAAAUGGAAAUGCCUGAACAUGUCGCUGUUUUGAAGAAGAGUAUGUAUGGCACAAGAGAUGCGGCCCACAACUGGGAGCAACAGUAUACCAAGGUGCUUCUCUCACUUGGGUUUUUACAGGGGCGCGCAUCCAGUUGCUUGUUUUAUCAUCCGCACAAAGACAUUCGACUUGAAGUUCACGGUGAUGACUUCGUGUCUGUGGCGAGAGCUCUAGACAUCAAGUGGCUGCAUGAGCGUUUUCGAGAAAUGUGGAAGUGCAAGUUUUGUGCGACACUUUCAAGUCCAGGACAAAGUGUUCGAAUCCUUGGCCGCUUGCUGUCUCGUGAGAAUUCUGGCUACUCCCUAGAAGCGGAUCCUCGUCACGCAGAGAUCUUGAUCAGCAGCUUGGGCCUGAAGAAUGCCAAAGGCUUGAGCACGCCAGGCGUGAAGCUGCAACCCGAAGAGGAAGCAGAGCUGACGCAGAAGCGGCUCUCACCUGCAGAUACCACUCUGUUCAGGCUUGGUCGUUACUUGAUCUCGCAUCGCCGUAUGCUCUUGUGGUUCGAAUGGCAAGACAUGCCAAGAGACCUGGUUGCAGAGGUUGAUGCUGAUUUCGCAGGGUGUGGCAAGACUCGGAAAUCCACUAGUGGUGGUGCCGUGUUUUUCGGAAGUAGCCCUUUGAGAAGCUACUCUUCGAACCAAGCGGUGAUCGCCUUGUCAACUGGAGAAUCCGAGUUUUACGGCAUGCUGAAGGGAUGCAGUCAAGCCAUGGGUUUGAGAAGUCUCUUCGCAGAUAUCGGCGUUGAAGUCGGUAUCCGAUUGUGCACAGACAGCUCUGCCGGGAAGGCGUUGGCAGAAAAGAAGGGACUGGGCCGGGCGAAGCAUCUGGAGACCCAGUAUCUUUGGUUGCAGGACAGAGUAGCCAACAAAGAUGUAAAAGUGUUUAAAAUAUGUACAGAUGUGAACAGGGCUGACAUGUUCACAAAGCAUUUGCAUGAAGCUCGCGCUUCUGCGUUGUUGUCGGCCAUGAACUGUCGGUUCUCGACAGGCAAUCACUCACUUGCGUUGGCUGUGACUUGA
This is a messenger RNA of Symbiodinium natans, 4263 nucleotides long. Lineage: Eukaryota; Dinophyceae; Suessiales; Symbiodiniaceae. The record is from the annotation of a GenBank genome assembly.